Messenger RNA from Dromaius novaehollandiae (emu), 4359 nucleotides. It is a transcript of the gene HSPA13, whose product is annotated as heat shock protein family A (Hsp70) member 13. The record is from RefSeq and is a predicted model, not a curated record. The transcript has 5 exons. Bases 96 to 1511 code for a protein of 471 amino acids. Gene Ontology annotation, molecular function: ATP-dependent protein folding chaperone; ATP binding. Gene Ontology annotation, cellular component: plasma membrane; cytosol; cytoplasm. Lineage: Eukaryota; Metazoa; Chordata; Aves; Casuariiformes; Dromaiidae.
CGCGCACUACAAGUCCCGGCGUGCCUCCCGACACCGCCCGGAAGGCUCCGUCAGCAGUCGGCGUUGGUCAGUGGUGCCGGAGCCGGUGGGGAGCCAUGGCCGGGCAGAUGGCGGUGCUGGGUUCGGCUGUACUGGCUCUCUUGUUAGCUGGCUAUUUAGCACAGCAGUAUUUACCUAUGCCAACACCAAAAGUAAUUGGGAUUGAUCUUGGCACAACUUACUGCUCUGUUGGUGUCUUCCUUCCUGGAACAGGGCAGGUGAAGGUUAUUGUGGACGAAAAUGGGCACAACAGCGUACCCAGUAUAGUGUCUUUCACAGACAAAGAUGUGCACGUAGGAUAUAAUGGCCUAGAACUGGCUGAUUCUAAUCCUCAGAACACUAUAUAUGAUGCAAAAAGAUUCAUUGGGAAAAUCUUCACUCCAGAAGAACUGAGAAGUGAAAGUAGCAGGUAUCCAUUUAAGAUUUUCAACAACAAUGGAUCAGCUGAAUUUUCUGUGACAACCAAUGAAACCUUUCGUGUCACUCCAGAGUAUAUUGGCUCUCAGCUGCUCCUGAAAUUGAAGAGAAUGGCAGAAGACUAUCUUGGCAUGCCCGUUUCAAAGGCAGUCAUCUCUGUGCCAGCAGAGUUUGACGAAAGGCAACGGAAUUCUACCAUUAAGGCAGCUAACCUUGCAGGGCUAGAAAUUUUGCGAGUAAUAAAUGAACCCACUGCUGCAGCUAUGGCUUAUGGACUCCACAAAGUUGAUGUGUUUAACGUCCUGGUGGUGGAUUUGGGUGGAGGAACAUUAGAUGUUUCUCUGUUGAACAAGCAGGGAGGGAUGUUCCUCACGCGAGCCAUGGCAGGUAACAACAAACUUGGAGGACAGGAUUUUAAUCAAAGGUUGUUGCAGCAUUUGUAUGCUCAGCUCCAUCAAAGGUAUGGUUCUUUACCAUCAAGAAAAGAAGAAAUACAUCGACUCAGACAGGCUGUGGAAGCAGUUAAAUUAAAUUUGACUGUGCAUGAGACCUCUACAAUAAGAGUGUCAUUGACUAUCCUAGAAAAGAUUGCAAAAGAUCUUCCAGAAAGUGAGCUGAACACAAAUACUGUGCUUAAAGACAAGCCUUCACAAAUAACAAAAGAUGAAAAAUAUCUUGGAGGCAAUUCACAAGUGCAGAACAACUUUGUCAAAGUUCUGUUUGAAACAGAAAUCUCUAGGAAGCUAUUUGAGAUGCUGAAUGAGGACCUUUUCAAGAAGAUUCUUGUGCCCAUUGAACAGGUGUUGAAGGAAGGCCAUCUACACAAAGCAGAAGUGGAUGAAAUCGUGUUAGUUGGAGGCUCUACACGGAUUCCUCAAAUACGCAAAGUUAUUCGAGAUUUCUUUGGAAAGGAACCUAACACCACUGUAGAUCCUGAUCUAGCAGUUGUAAUGGGUGCAGCUCUCCAAGCAGGAAUCGUUGGUGGGUCCUGGCCUCUCCAAGUUAGUGCUAUAGAAAUUCCUAAUAGGCAUUUACGGAAAACUAAUUUUAACUGAAAAUAAACUCUUUCCCAUUGCAUUCCAUCUCUCCAAUAGUGUACUAUGACUGUGCAUACUUAUCUAACUGGCAGUGAAGCCUAAUCUUAGCCAUAUUAUAUUCAUUUUUAUAUCUAUUCCAGUUAGGUGUUGCUGGAAACCUAAUUCUGUUAAAGCUAGAUGUUACUUUAAAGGUAUGAGAGAUUUUGAAGUUUGGAAGUGUCCCCCAUUGACUUGUAGAUGGGAAUAUUGGAUGAAAAUGCUAAUGACGACAGUCACAUUCUCUUGCUAGAUUUUAUUAGCAAAUCUUGAAGAGGUGUUUAAAAAUGAAAAUGUAAAGGGAGUGUGACCAAAGGUUGCCGGCAAUGUGCUAUUGUGCCGUAGGUAUUCCCAUGUUUAAUAUAUUUUGAAAGAACGUGAAUCAGUGUUAGCGCACAGAGCACUAGCAGUGUUGAGCUUAGUUAUUUAUUAAAUUGAGUCAUUUGAGCAUUUAAGCACCUUUCUAAAAGGCAUAUUGCAGCUUGAAUGAGAUUUACGCAUUCACUUGAUUCUUCUGCUGUUCAUAACAGCAUAUUAUUGAGACUAUAUGGCAAAUUCUUGUCUCCUGGUUCAGUCAAACCAUAUUAAGAAAUUUAGCUCUUGUGCUACUUAGUGUGGUGUCUCCAAGAGCUAAAUUCCUGGUCUGUGUUUAAUCAUUACUCGUAGGUGCUGCUGUCGUACCACUGAUGAUCUUAACAGAGAACAAGUGCAUACCACCAACUACUUAUAACCUCCUUCAUAUGAAAACUGUAUAAAUUUUCUGUAUUUUUUAAAAAAAGUUAUGCCUGUACAUCUUUCUUCCCUUGAAUUUGACCAACAUGAAUUUCAUUUUUGUGCGAUUACAAAUGUUACCUCUUUCCCUGUCCCCCACCCCAGCCUUAUUUUUUCAGGGAGAAAGUGUGGGACAGAAGGGACCUCCUGGAUGAAGUUUAGCUCCUGAAGUUUUAGUAAAUGAAAAUUCACCUUGCUCUUUUGUACUUUUUAGCUAGUAUCUCUGGUUUAAGUUCCUCGUCCUAGUCCCCACUCUAAACUGAACAUGGAUUAGAGAUUGUCGCUGUUCUGGUAGGGAAACGGUGCAUGUAAAGUACAUGCAACCCAGGAUUUGAGGUAGCAUUUCUUGGGACUUUAUUUUAAGGAAGUAUUUUGGUGCCCAGCUACCUAGCAAGUGCAUGAGAGAAGAAAUCGAUGCUCAUUUUGGUGACUGAGUUCUACUCUAUGUGGAGAGUUAAAACAAUGUUUAAAAGGCUGGAUAUUUUCUUUUUUUGUGUAGAACUGUCUUACUACAAUGAAAACACUUCAUUCAGCUAAGACUCAUUUAGACAUCCAUUAACAAACCCUAGUCUUCAUCAGGUAAGCUCUAGUAACAAGUGGCACUAAGCAUUUUUCUGUAUGCCUCAAUUUUUUUCAUAUUAGCUUACUCAAAGUUUGGGGUUUAGAUUUAUGGUCUCAGCUAUGACUACAGUAAAGUAGCCUUAUUAGUCUCCUGGUGGUAGACCUGAUUUCUGGCACCACCUUAGUUGUGCUGAUUCAGCUGUUUGUGUAGCUGUAGUGUAAAUCAUAUCUUUGAAGUAAUCUGACUAAAAAAAAGAAAAACUCUUAAAUUGAAACAUAAUUUCGUGUAACCGUUCCAUCAGCAUUGUUUAACUUUAUAGAAGAUACCCAAAAUAUUGCUAGCAUCUGUUUAAUUUCACUGAGUGGAAAACCAAAGUGAUUUUUAUAUAGGAAUUUUUUUCCUUUGUACCUCUUUGAAAUUGACCCUGAAAGUCUGUGUGGAGCUUUCAGUAAAAAGUGAUAAUGUAUUCAAAAGAAAACAUUGCACAGUUAUAAAAAGUGAGCAGUAAGGGACUAAGGUGAAUAUAACUAAAACUCCUGACUUGGAAGAAGUGUAGCUUCAGUGAAAUCAUGGAUGAAUGCCAAUAUACAGUACAGUUCUCUUGCAGUUGCUGUCUUUGCCUUGCAGAUAUUGUAGGUAUUUAAGUCUUGAGUCAUUGUGACCUUUCCUUCUGCCCUGCUGUAAAUUCUUCUCAAAGUAUACUGGAAUUACAGUAGGACUUAAGUCUUCAUUUUUAAUGCACUUUGUGAAAUGAGCAAACCUGCGUAAAAAUGGAAUCACAUUGUAGUUAAGCUAAACUAUCAAAAGCUUUUUACAAGUUUGGGGACAGGUUAGGCAGGAGUCUGAGAGCAGCUUUUAAAUGUGAAGCUCUCAAUGCAAGUAAAUGAAUUACUUCUAAUGUGUACUCCUUCACUCUAGCAAAGUUCAACAGUUAAGUUUCUUCCAGUGUUAAUCUGGGAAUUGUAAAGGAAGGGUGAGUUGUUUACUUGAACUUCACAAAAGGGUAUUUAUUCAGAUUUCUCUACAGAUUUUUUUUUUUAAAUAGAGAAGUUACUGUACAUUGGAUAUCUCACAAUGCAUCCUUAUUUAUUAGAUAACUUGAUUGCAGAAUUCAGAAAAUAGUUAUUUAUUUUGUAUCUUUGGUUUUGGUACUGUAUUUUGGCACAAACCAUUGAAUUCUAAAGAUGAGUGGAACACUGUACUAAAUGGAUCUUUCCAGGUAUACACGUGUACUGCUUACCACUAGAAGUCUCUGUUUAAACAAAUUAUUAUUUGAAGGCUGAAAUCCUUUACAAACUGUCCUUCAAAUCUGAAUAAUGUUGCCUGUGGCGUAAUGCAGAUAUUUAUAUAGCUAAUGCUUGUUUCAUGGGUAGAAGUUUUGAAAGUAUAAGAUGCCUCACCAAUUGUAUGCUCCUGAGUUGUUUUCAAAUGCAGAAGAUAAAAUGCAUUUUAUAAAUAACCUUUUAGAAUGUUUUUAAUAAAAGGAAUUUCUCUGUC